Oryzias melastigma (Indian medaka) is the source of this 2512-nucleotide messenger RNA. It is a transcript of the gene rgs4, whose product is annotated as regulator of G protein signaling 4. The transcript has 5 exons. Lineage: Eukaryota; Metazoa; Chordata; Actinopteri; Beloniformes; Adrianichthyidae. Bases 130 to 735 code for a protein of 201 amino acids. The record is from RefSeq and is a predicted model, not a curated record.
CAGUGGGAGUGGAGAUAAGCGGAGCUUGUUUCAGAUACAGAAGGACGCCGCUGUAAAAACACUGUUGUCCACAAACGCACUUUUUGCCUUCUUGUUGAUUUUUUUGGGGGAUUUUUCAAUCGCUCCACCAUGUGUAAAGGACUAGCAACUCUCCCUGCGACCUGCUUGAAAAGCGCCAAAGACAUCAAGCACAAACUGAGCUUCUUACUGCAGAAGCCGGAACCCCAAACAGCCGAUCAGAAGGAGGCGAAGGAGAAAACCGCCACUGCAAAGAGGGCGCUGGAUCCAUCUGAGGUGGAAAAAUGGAAGGAAUCGUUCAGUCAUGUGAUGAGCAGUGAAAUGGGUCGUGCUGUGUUUACCAGCUUUCUUCGGUCCGAGUUCAGUCAAGAAAACGUGGACUUCUGGAUCGCCUGCGAGGACUUCAAGAAGACUCCGUCCUCCCAGAUGGCGGCCAGAGCGAAACAGAUUUAUCAGCAAUAUGUGGAGGCAGAUGCCCCAAACGAGGUAAACCUAGACGCGGCAGCCAGAGAAAAAACCAGGCAGGAAGUGGAGAAGGUUAGCCCGUCUUGCUUUAACGAGGCCCAGAAGAUGAUCUACACCUUGAUGGAAAAGGACUCUUACAGACGCUUCCUCAAAUCCAAACUGCUGCAGGAUCUGAGUCCCAAAGAGACAUCUCGGGUAAAGAAAAGCUCAGACUGGGCGGACAACAGGCAGGCUUUGGCUGGUGGAGCAUAAGCAGGAACGGAGACCAGACGGAUUCGUAGCAGGUGCCAAAGUUUGGUGGUGGAUGUGAUGUGAGAGAAGACUCUACGGUAGACUAGAAAACAGUGGUUUAGAAGGUGACUUAAAAGGUUUGAGUAAAGAGAUCUAUAGAUACACUUCUGCUUGCUGUUACUUACUGGCCGUGUUUGCGAUAUUCUGUAAAAAAGAUGUUUUCCGUUUCUAAAGUCACCAUCAGCUGUCUUGUAAUUUUCUGAAUCAGAGAGGUCAAUAGGGACAGACUGAAUGUUAGGUGUUAAAUGCUUUGUAAAUACGUCUAAAACCUAACCUGCUUUCAUCUCUAGGUCAGGCUAAAGUGAUUGUAACGGAAAACCAUCCAGAGCUACCUCUGAUGCGAAAGGAAAUAUGUGUUUAGAAUGUUUUAGCAAAUCCUGUCCCACAACUUAUACCUGCAACAGUGGAUAAAAACUUCACUUUUUAGGAUGGAAGUCAGGAUUAUUAAUAAAUACAGUUGCUUCCAAAGGGUUUGAUCAGUAUUUUGUCAAUCAUCUGUCACAAGUUCAUUUUACGGUGUCAUGCAAAAAGGAAGUUUUACAUUCAUUUUUCCAAAACAAAGCAUAAAAAAUUAUUUCAUGUUCGAGAAUUUUCUCAAAAAUAUUUUCUGGUAGUGAAAAGGAGACAGUGGGGAGAGGAGACGUCCAGUAUUUGCAUCCUGCAGUCCAAGCAUGUAGCUAAUACCUGAGAGGAGCAAAGAGAAAAAUGCUGAUAUCUGAACAUGCUAAAAUCGAAAAGCAGUGCCCUGAAACAUUUAAAAGUGGAUGUAAAGGAAAGAAAAUCCAUAAAGAAGCACAGUUCCAGUUGAAACAUUAAAGGACCCAGAUCAUAAAGAUCCACAUCAGGAAAAUAAGACUUUUUAGUUGUUCUGCAAGGCACAAACAACAAUCAAUGGUCUUUUUUAUAUAUGUUUCAUGCUAAAACUGUGUAUUUAAAGGCCAGAAAGCAGUUUAAGAUACUGAAAAAUAGAAGUUGCUGCCAGAACUCAGCUUGAAAAUCCCUAUGUGGAAUCUUUUUUUUACAACAAUAAGUUAAUAAUGGAAAAACCAGAGAUAAUAAUCAACGAUAGUAGAGAUAUAUACUUUUCUUUUAGCAACAUACAAUUAUUUCUGUAUGGAAACUAUUUACAAAGUGGUCUCAGGAUCAAAACCAGCUGGAAGCAGAAAAUGAUUACAACUGAAGCACCAGAAUUAAGAAAACAUUAACUCAUAGUUGAAAUUAUAACAAAAUAUUGUUGAGUUAGCAUAAAAUGUCUCAAAAUGAAACAACCACCUUGAGGAACAGCAGAGGAAUGUACAAUUUUGGCUGCUUUGUGUAACUCAGAGCUGGAUGAUGGAAACGAUUGUUUUUGCUGCAUGAACAUCUUGAAAUGACACUGUGAAUAAGUCUGCUUCCUGUCAAAACCUUUGCAUCUUUCUGUUGGAGAAAUAGUGUGAUACUGUUGCAUGCUGUAUCCAAACCGGUCAGAGGUGUUAUUCAUUUUUACUCAUUUUUUUAAAUUUAGAUAUCAGAAAAAAAAAAAAAAAAAUGGCAGUUUCAUUCAUGUUUUUUAUUAAGUGACUCAAUAUCGUCUGUAUUUUAAUGGAAAACAUUAUGGUACUUCAGUGUUUUAAUUGAUAUGUGUAUGUGACAAAAAUGCUUUAUGUGUUUGUAUUGAAGUUAUACUUAUUCAUAUUAUGGAAUUUGUUCAAAUAUUCUCUAAUAAAGUAUUGAAAAAAAACCCCACUGAAAUCCUUAA